Molecule: messenger RNA, 3216 nt
Organism: Entamoeba dispar SAW760
Lineage: Eukaryota; Evosea; Mastigamoebida; Endamoebidae
Product: importin beta-3 subunit, putative
Exons: 2
Coding region: 1-3216 (1071 amino acids)
Biological process (GO): protein import into nucleus
Cellular component (GO): cytoplasm; nucleus
Molecular function (GO): nuclear import signal receptor activity
Source: RefSeq, a predicted model, not a curated record
AUGGAUCUUGCACAGUUCAGUCUUAAAAUAUUUCAAGUUCUUCAUAGAGGACCAACAAAAAGAGAGCCUAAAUGCGCCGAAGAGUACCAAUGGGCACUUGGUAUGUAUGGUGCAUUAAAAUCAAAUCCAGAAAAUUUUUGUACAAUACAUAUAUUACAAAUGAAUAAUGAGGACCCUAACAUCCGUCAAUUGGCUAUGACACUCUUUGCUGGUAAAAUGUUUGAAUUAAACGAUACAUUAUAUCUGAAAUUAUCACCUAAUUACAGAGACUCAUUAAAUACCAAAUUGUUAGAUAAAAUGGCAAGUGAAAAUAUGGCUAGUAUUUUACAUCAAUAUGUUAAUAUAUUUGAAAAAUUGUAUAGUAUUUGUAUAACUAAUUCUAUCCCUUUUCCUCAAUUCUUACCUUCAAUACUUCAUAUGUGUGUUCAAGGAGAUCGAGAACAUCAAAAUUAUUGUUUAAAUUUAUUAGAAAAGAUAAUUGUUUCAAUACCACCAAAUGAUAUGAAAAAUGCAUUUGAUGUUAUUGUUAAUCUAGUUAAUCAAGCAAUUAGUUCUAAUGAUGGAGAUCUCAUGUCUAAUGCAAUGAGUAUUAUUAAAGAAUUAAUACAAUAUGCCAACGAUAAUAAUAUGUGUCUUGAUAAAGCAAUUUCAUUAUAUCCUAUACUUCAUCAAGUAACUCUUACAAUUAUCAAGAACACUUCUUUUGAUAGUUUAUGGAUUUAUGUAUUUGAAAUUGAACAACAAAUAUUUGAUGUUUAUAUACCUCAAUUAGCUCAAUUUAUUCCAAUAACAAUAAAACUUGCUUUAGAUGUUUGUAAUCUAGAUGAAGAUGAACAUUAUGAUACAGAGGUCCAUAGUAUUGCAAUGGAAUUAGUAGUUACUAUCUUUGAAAUUUAUUAUAAAGAAAUGAAAAAUGUUCAAGAUCUUCAAAAAUAUACUUUUACAACUUUAAUGAAAUGGCUUUGUGAUGUUGAUGAUAUUCCAGAAUGGUAUACUAAUGAAGAUGAAAUUGAAGAUAGCCCUUAUUAUUUUCAAGCAGAAGAAGUUAUAGAACGAAUUACUCAUAUGACUGGUGCAUCAAAUUUUGUUAAUUUCCUUAUUCAACAUAUCUCUUUAUUAACUUCUAAAGAUUGGAAACAACGACUAGCAUUUUUAACUGCAUUAAAUGCAGCAAUCAAUUCAAAAAAGAGUUCUAUAUCAAAAGCAGCUGUAGAUCUUUGUCGUUUAGUCUUUCCACUUUCAAGUGAUGAAAAUCCAAGAGUAAGGAAUCAAGUCCUUAUAUUUAGUAAUAGGAUAUUUAAAUUAUAUCCAAAUACUCAAGAAAAUAUUGCUGAGAGUGUCUUACAAAUUAUUGGUACUGGAAUUGCUGAUGAAAUUCCUCGAAAUCAAUCAAAAGCAUGUGACCUUGCUACUUCUCUAAUUUCAUCUUUAACACCCCAACAACUUUCUCCAUAUUUAAAUAACUUUAUUAAAGUGAUUGCACCUUUAAUUGAAAGUGAUGAUCCAGGAGUUGUUGCUGAAGCAUUAUGUUCUUUAUCUAACAUUAUUUUAAAAAUGAAAGUUGGUAUAGAUGAUUUUUUUGUACAAAUUAUUCCAAUGUUACAACGAGUAUUAGAAAAAACUUCUGAUUACACUGAUUUAUUUGAAGUUAAAGGAAGAAUUAUUGAAAUGAUAUCUAUCAUUGCAACUAAAUUAAAUGAUAAAUAUAUUGGAACAUGUACUCAAAUUAUUAUAAAUGAAAUUCAAAGAGUAAUGAAUAUUCCUAAUCUUGAAAUAUCUGAUCCAUUGUUUGGAUAUAUAGAAACAUCAUUUACUCGUUUAGCUGAUUUAUUAAAAGAUCAGUGUGCUCCAAUGUUACCAACCAUGAUACCAAUUAUUUUAAAACGUGUAAAUUUAAAUAUUGUUUCACAAUGCGAAUACUGUGAAACUCAAAAAGUUUAUUGUGGUGAUGAAGUAUUGAAUGUUUACAUUGAAGAGGCAGAAGAAAAAGUUAACGCUAUAACGUCUAUUGCAGACUUGUCAAAUGACCUUAAAAAUAUUUUCUUUCCUUAUGUUGAACAAUGUCUUUCUAGUGUUAUUCCUUUAAUUGGUUUAAAGGCUUAUCAAAGAGUUAGGACUGCUGCUGUAAGAUGUUCAGUUAGUUUAAUUGGCUCAUUUAUUAGUGGUAAGGAAAAAGAAACAGGAGAUAUACAACAAGCAAUGAUAGCAGCAACUCCUUAUUGUUCACAAAUCACUGAUGCUAUUAUUAAAAAUUUGAUAACUGAGACAGCUAUCGAAGUUAUUAGUGAACAAAUAAUUGGACUACAACGUAUUAUUGAAGCUAAUAGACUUCCUUUAGGAAAACAACAAAUGAACUCAAUACUUGAAGUAUUAAAGAUAUUACUUGUCAAUUAUAUUCAACAAUCAGAAUUAAAAGAUAAUAAUCUAAAAGAUGAAGAUUCAGAUGAGGGUAAUGAAGAAGAAGGUACUUUUUGUUUUAAUUAUCGUUCCUUAUUACAAACAUUGGCAACAUUUAUGCCUCAACUCUUCCUUGAAGAAUUUCAAAACAUCUUAUUACCAAUACUAAAAGCUUCACUUACAACAAAUGGUGUUUCUUUAAAAGUCAUUGGGUUUGUUGCUUCAAUUUUCUCAACUAUCAUUUUAUUUGCUAAUCAAACUUCAUUUAUUGAAAAUAUUAUUGGAAUUAUUAUUAAAUUAGCAUCAACAAAAGAUGUUGAAAUUCUUAAUCAAUGUAUGGAAAAUAUUUUACUUCUUGUUCAAGUUCCAUGUAUUCAACCUUAUCUUCAACAAAUAUUAGAAAUUAUUAAAAUUGGAUUAGGAUUAAAAGAUGAAAGUGAAAUGUUAUACAACACUUCUGUAAUGACUCUUGGUAAAUGCAUUUGUUAUAACCUUCAAGCAUUUAAUAAAGAAAUUGUAUUAUCAUGGUUCUCUCUUCUUCCAAUUGAUUCAUAUCCAGAUGAUAUUCUUUCUUUUCUUUUUACUAUCUUUGCUCAUUCUCAACUCAUUCCAUUAACAAAAGAAACAAUUACAAAAACUCUUUUAAUUCUUAUUAGUUGUUUAGCUUCUAAAGACUCAAAUCAUAUUCGUUCUGUAACAAAAGAUUUAGUUACAGAACAACUUAAAUUGUGGUUCCAAAAUAAUAGUGCAUUAAUUGAACCAAUUUGGGAACAAACAAAUCAACAACAAAAAGAGUUAUUAAAUGAACUAUUACAAUGA